UGAUAUGUGGCAUUCAAGGAGAUCUAAAGCACCUCUGAAGCGAAUCAUGGAGGCUAGGGAGGAACCUACAGGGAGAGAAGUAGCAGAGGAAAGUGAUGAAGUUGCGGAAUGGAUUGUGCCAUCGCCUGAAACGGUGGGUCGAACUCCUUUUCUUUCCUCUUCCCUUGUCCCUUCCCCGGGUCAGCCUAGUGGGGGUGAUGGGGGCAUAAUUAUGUCAGAAAUUUCUGAUUAGGCCCUGUUGGAGGCCAUUUCACAGGAGGGUGGUUGGGGAGUUUCUACUGGGCCCUCGGAUGUGGCGUCUAUUCCCACGGACCAUGCGGCCUAUGUUGGUCCUUCCCAAUGUGGCGGGUCCUCCAGUAGUAGUGAAGCGGUGGUCGAUCCCUCUAACUUAUCUCCCAGUCCCCCCAGUGUCCCUCCCGGAACUCCAGUGCUCGUUUAGGGCCCUCCCGUGUCUAACCUUGGUCCCUCAUGGCCCUUUAAUGUCCCCCAAAUAGUUGGUGGGUAUAGUGGGAGCGCAUCGGCCUUACCAGUACCUACUGCGGCCUUGUCCUGGUCUCCAUCGCAGUGGUCCCCACUUUUUUAAAAUCAUGGACCUCGGCAUUGUCCGGGGCUCCGGGCGGGUCCCACGUGGUCCACAGUCCGUCGUCGUCAAUCGUGCUGGUUCCCCCGACGCUUACGGCCUUCUCCGCGUCGACUUCCGCUCUCGGGUCCUCCAGUGGCGGUACUUCCGGUGACGUCAUUUCCGGUCCCUCCAUUUUGCGCCUGGCCACGAAGAGGAGCAGAUUGAGUUCCCCAUGCGGCAGCAUAGGUAAGAGAGGAGUGCCGCGGGGGGAUCUUUUGUUCCGGGGGCUAGGCUUGUGAGGGCGAUGGAGGCAAAGAGUGUCAUUAUUAAUGCGGGGCAUGUGGUGUCUACUGCGGGCCAAUAAGAGUAGGGUGAGUGGCGCUGGUGAUGUAGCUGAUGCCACGAGUAGGAGGAUUGUCGUAAUGGCUAGCAGUACGUUUGGAAUGGAUGAUAAUGUUAGGGGUAGUAGGCCUCUUAGUGAGGUCGCAGAUCCGACCGCUGCAAGGAGGGUGGUCACUAGACCCGCUGCCAGGCAGGAUCCCCUAGAUCAAUUUCACAGCUUAGAUUUGCGUUAGCGCCGACUAGGAGUCGCAGGAAGGCCCCUUCCCAGGCCCCUAAGACAGUUCACUUCAUCGAAAAUAUUGAGGAUUUUUCGGAGGAGGAACGGUGUGUGCAUGUUGAGGUUGAGCGUGACAUUCAUGCAAGCGAGCCUGGAAUGCAUGAGGGGAGGGGCGAGCAGUCUGAGAGCAGGGGGAAGGGGAGAGCUGAACUUCCCCUGCGUGGUACUCCUCUCUGGCAUUCUGUUUUGCAGGAUAGCGACAUGGCCACUACUGGGGAUUCCAGAAGUGGCAUGGGGAGAGGAGCAGAGAGCGGUCCAGAUUCCAUGGUGUCCGAGGAUGAGCAUCCAUUGACUUCGGGAGUGCUGGCGAUACCGCCCAGGAUGGGGUUGCAAACCGGGCCUAGCAGUGGUCCGCUUUGUGCCUGGAUUGUCGGGCACUCGUUGUGCACUGGGCAGCCAUCUGAGCUUCUACUCGACCUGGAGAACAGCAACUGGGGGUUCUCAUCAUCUAGGGUGGUUGUUAGGUGGCUAGGAAGGAGAGGCCUUUGCUGGGCAGAUCUGCCUGGAUUACUGCAAGAUGACAUGAAGCGUUGGGAGAAACCGCUCGUUUUGAUCAUCCACUUAGGUGGAACUGAUCUUGGCUCAAUUCCCGGCCUGUAUGUAAGCAUGGUAAUCCAGUCGGACCUGCGCACCUUCAAAGCUUGGAUGCCUGGUGUGAGAAUGGGAUGGACAAACAUUAUUCCUAGGUUGACGUGGCGUCACAUGGCCAACCAUAGGCAGAGUUCAGGUCAGGAAAAGCUCAAUAGGGACGUAAGGAAUUUGAAGUUUGAGUUUAGGGGCUUUGUUGUUGAGCACAAAACCAUUACGGCAGCUGACCGGAGCCUCUACCGAGGCAACAGUGUACAUCUUUUGGAUCAUGGCAUGGACCUAUUUAUUAAAGACCUAAGAAAGUCCCUACUCCUAUUUGUGUUUUGGGUAGCGGUGAGAGUGGCCCUGGAUAUGUGGGCGAUCUCGUGACGGGUGGACAGUGUCCAGGGGCAGGAUGUGAUCGAGGUAGAGUGACGGCUACUUCCGGCCAGGGGUGAAGUCCUCAGACGCUGUCUGGGUUGUUCCCUGCCCUUGUGAUUUGAAGCCGAGAACUCCCUAAGCCUUUCCAGUAUUGAGCUACGCUCUGCUUCCUCUCCUGCGCCCUGGUACUGCCCAUCUUGUUAGCAUGGGUUACUACGCAUUAGCUAGUACCUGAUUGCCGCCCCCCUGGUCCAUGUUUAUUUGUGUUGGUCGUUUGGUUCCUGUGUUGCCUCAAUAAACGUGACCUGCGGGUUUUAUAGCCAA
Bombina bombina (fire-bellied toad) is the source of this 2453-nucleotide messenger RNA. RefSeq lists its product as uncharacterized. The coding region runs from base 1278 to 2138 and encodes 286 amino acids. Lineage: Eukaryota; Metazoa; Chordata; Amphibia; Anura; Bombinatoridae. The record is from RefSeq and is a predicted model, not a curated record. The transcript has 2 exons.